CAGCCAUUCUGCACCCUCCGCAGCCUCUCACUAGUGUCGCAUGUCCACUAUCCAGAACCUCCAAUCCUUUGACCCCUUUGCUGAUGCAACUAAGGGCGCCGACUUACUCCCGGCCGGGACCGAGGACUACAUCCAUAUAAGGAUCCAGCAGCUCAACGGCCGCAAGACGCUGACCACCGUGCAGGGCAUCUCGGACGACUAUGACAAGAAGAAGCUCGUGAAGGCCUUCAAGAAGAAAUUCACCUGUAAUGGUACUGUGAUCGAACACCCUGAGUACGGAGAGGUGAUUCAGCUUCAGGGCGACCAGAGGAAGAACAUUUGCCAGUUUCUUCUGGAGGUUGGCAUUGUUAAGGAGGAACAGCUUAAGGUUCAUGGAUUCUAAAAUGAGCCUGAACACCAGGAGAAUUUCUUGAAUAGUUAUCUCUGGACACGGUUUGGCUGCCUUGUGAAAUGCUUCUCUGCAGUAAACGGACUUCUCAUUUAGUUAAUCACUCCAGGUUCCAUUCCCAUCUGCAUGCUGUCAGAGACCAUGGGGUAUGUAGGCCAGUAACACAUAAGAAAAUUGCAGUAAGAUGGUAAAGAAAUCACAUCCUCAUCUUAACAUGUUUCCGAUGGUUUUGUGUGUCCAUUUGUUUGUUUUCCAGUUUGUUACUUUCCACUUGAUUAAAUGUUGUUUUGUUGUAUUAGACCAUGUAUGUUGCAGCUUCAAAUAAAAUGAAAACUUAGAAAAAAAAA
Erinaceus europaeus (western European hedgehog) is the source of this 735-nucleotide messenger RNA. Its product is annotated as eukaryotic translation initiation factor 1b. Gene Ontology annotation, cellular component: eukaryotic 43S preinitiation complex. The record is from RefSeq and is a predicted model, not a curated record. The transcript has a single exon. NCBI's taxonomy places the organism in Eukaryota, Metazoa, Chordata, Mammalia, Eulipotyphla, Erinaceidae. The coding region runs from base 41 to 382 and encodes 113 amino acids. Gene Ontology annotation, biological process: translational initiation. Gene Ontology annotation, molecular function: RNA binding; ribosomal small subunit binding; translation initiation factor activity.